CCGCGCCGCCGCCCGCUGCCCACGGAGCCCGGAUCUCUCGGCGAGGCGGCUGGGCAGCGCAGCGCCGCCGCGGAGCCGCCACCGGCCAUGGGCGACAAAGGCACCAGAGUGUUCAAGAAGGCCAGCCCCAACGGGAAGCUCACCGUGUACCUUGGAAAAAGGGACUUUGUGGACCAUAUAGAUGUUGUUGAUCCAGUCGAUGGCGUUGUGCUGGUUGAUCCGGACUACUUAAAAGAAAGGAAAGUUUUCGUGACGCUGACAUGCGCCUUCCGCUACGGCCGCGAGGACCUGGACGUCCUGGGCCUGACCUUUCGCAAAGACCUUUUCGUAGCCAACAUCCAGGCGUUCCCCCCAGUCCCGGAGGAGAAGAAACCCCUGACACGUCUCCAGGAACGGCUGAUUAAGAAGCUCGGUGAGCACGCCUACCCAUUUACCUUCGAGAUCCCUCCCAACCUUCCCUGCUCUGUGACGCUGCAGCCUGGACCCGAGGACACAGGAAAGGCUUGCGGUGUUGACUAUGAGGUCAAAGCUUUCUGCGCAGAGACUCUGGAGGAGAAGAUUCACAAGAGGAACUCCGUGCGCUUGGUGAUCCGCAAAGUCCAAUAUGCCCCCGAGCGCCCGGGGCCGCAGCCCAUGGCCGAGACCACCCGGCAGUUCCUCAUGUCUGAUAAGCCCUUGCACUUGGAGGCUUCCCUGGACAAAGAGAUCUACUACCAUGGGGAACCAAUCAACGUCAACGUCCACGUGACGAAUAACACCAACAAGACAGUGAAGAAGAUUAAAAUCUCAGUGCGCCAGUAUGCAGACAUUUGCCUGUUUAACACAGCCCAGUACAAAUGCCCAGUCGCAGUGGAGGAAGCAGAUGAUGUGGUGGCUCCAAGUUCGACUUUUUGCAAAGUCUACACUCUGACCCCGUUCCUCGCCAACAACCGGGAGAAACGCGGCCUCGCCUUAGAUGGGAAGCUUAAGCACGAAGACACCAAUCUGGCUUCCAGCACGCUGUUGCGAGAUGGAGCCAACAAAGAAGUCCUGGGCAUCAUCGUCUCUUACAAAGUCAAAGUGAAGCUGGUCGUGUCCCGGGGAGGCCUGCUAGGAGACCUUGCGUCCAGCGACGUGGCCGUGGAGUUGCCGUUCACCCUCAUGCACCCGAAACCGAAGGAGGAGCCCUUGCACCGGGACGUUCCAGAAAAUGAAGCUCCCAUUGACACAAAUCUCAUAGAACUUGACACAAAUGACGACGACAUUGUUUUCGAAGACUUUGCGCGGCAGAGACUGAAGGGCAUGAAAGACGAGAAGGAGGAAGAGGAGGACGGGACGAACUCCCCGCAGCUGAACGACAGAUAAGCGGCCCCACGCCGUCUCCCUGGGUUUCCGAGCCUGACACCUGA
Elgaria multicarinata webbii is the source of this 1388-nucleotide messenger RNA. Its product is annotated as beta-arrestin-1. The record is from RefSeq and is a predicted model, not a curated record. Gene Ontology annotation, molecular function: G protein-coupled receptor binding. The transcript is spliced from 16 exons. Gene Ontology annotation, biological process: signal transduction; G protein-coupled receptor internalization; visual perception. The coding region runs from base 88 to 1344 and encodes 418 amino acids. Lineage: Eukaryota; Metazoa; Chordata; Lepidosauria; Squamata; Anguidae.